Molecule: messenger RNA, 2139 nt
Organism: Alternaria postmessia
Lineage: Eukaryota; Fungi; Ascomycota; Dothideomycetes; Pleosporales; Pleosporaceae
Exons: 1
Coding region: 1-2139 (712 amino acids)
Biological process (GO): regulation of transcription by RNA polymerase II
Cellular component (GO): mediator complex
Molecular function (GO): transcription coregulator activity
Source: RefSeq, a predicted model, not a curated record
AUGGCAACCCCAACCCCCAAAGACAAGGAAACGCCCUCGAAAAACCUCAACGCCUUUUCCUCGCCCGCCCCGCGCAGUGUACCUCCCUCGGGCAACGUGAACAUGAUGUCGUACGAUUCGCCCGCGGUGCUGAACAUGCUCAACGACGUGGCCAGCUCAGGCAUGGGCGGCGUCGGCAUGGGCAUCACCAUGAGCGGGCUCGGCAUGUCCAGCUUAGGCAUGAGCGCGAGCGCCAUGGGUCGCGCCGACGAGGCAGAACGAAGCCGGCGUCUACGCGCCAUCAUCGACCUCGUUGGCAAGAAGCCUGGCAGGGUCAGUGAGGAGGGUCUGCUGCAGCUGUGCAAGAGGAUGGGCAUACCGUGCGAGAAACACAUGGACGAGGCAGGCACCUGGAGUCUGCUCAUUGGCGACGAAGCCCUCUGUGACGUGACGUUCUACAACGACGAGAUUGCGAGCGUCAAUCUGCAAACCGGCCUGGACGAAUCGAGACCCGAUCUCCAUUUCGGCACAACGGGGUCUGAGAUACUCGUCCGGAGCUUGAAACCCCUGCCGGGCCAGAGCAAACUCAACGUCACGCUCGAGCGCUUCUCAGAGAGUCUAGAGAAGCUGCUUACGCUGGAUAAAUUGGGGUCAGCGCAGAACGGAGGGGUUAGCUGCUACAAUGCGAUUGCGGGGGUUUAUACAAGUUUACGCAAGCUGUUUGAACACGAGAAAAAGGCGGAGCUCGCAAAAAGGACGCCCGACGAGCGCUUCAGGACACACAAAGCUGAGCGCGAGGUGCUGUGCAAGAAGAGCGGCCGCCCCAGACUCAACGGCGGAUCUUGUCUGGGCUUGAGCCUCGAGUACUGGAUGGACGGUCGAAUGCAAAUCGACCCGCCCGUGGAAUCUGCAGCCUACCCCGAAGAUGCAGACAAGAGCCACAACAAAAUGUACUCCCUGACUAUCGAGUGCGAAGCUUCGCCUUCGACUCUGUAUACGCCCAUCCGCAUAUCCGACGACUGGAUCAGCGACCGCAUCGACAAACCCACCGAUACGCACGACGCGAACGCCACUCUAGAUAACAUACUCAUGCACGCUUCGUCCUCUUCAUCCCUAGACUGGCUCGACCCAAAACCAACGUACCUCGAACCAGCCCCCGAGCAAACUGCCGACCACGACGACCACGACGCAAUGAACCUCGACUCGGCAGCGGGCCGCCUUCCCAACGUCCGCUUCGUCGCAAAGUUUAACCCCCCACUUGUCGUCCCUUUUGCCGUCCACAUGCAGCUCUACCAGCUCGUCGGCAUCGAGCCGCGCACUGACGACUUCCGUCCCGAGACUUUUGCAGGCCUGGCGCUCAGGCCUGGCGAGCUUGAUCCGGGCAUGUCUGGCACGACGGGUGAUGUGACGCAUGAGAUUCGCAGUAGCCGACUUGUCUUGGUUCGGGAUGAUGGUGAGGAGGGACGGGAAAAGGAUAGACGACAUGAUAUGAGCCUCUUCAUACCGAAGCUCGAGUAUAGUCGCAAGUUGGAAAGCUUGCCUUUUAGCCAUCCGAAACAGUUGGUGGAGAUUUUGCCCGUGUUGAGACAGUAUGCGCAUAUUACGAGUUUGCUUAAGACUUGUUUCUACGAAGCGAUGGAGAAGAAGAAGAAGAAGAAGCAAGUGCCGACGCAUAAAUUGGGCCAGCAUGAGCUCACACCACCACCCUUGCACAAGACAGAUUUGCCGGGGUUGCAACUCGACGUCAAUCUGAGUUAUGCGCCGCCUGUGCCCCGGUUCACGCUGCAUGUUCCUCAUCCUUGUUCUGCUGUGGCGAAGGCGGCAUGUUCAUCUGAAAAGGAGAAGAAGAAGAAGAAGGGUAAAGACGCAGAUGAUGCUGCGAUGAUAGCGGACCUCUUGUCUCAUCUCGAUGAACCUACUACCUCUUCUUCAUCUUCUUCUUCUCCGCCUCCUGCAUACCACGCUCCCCUCGCGCUAGCAAUCGAUGUCCAGUCCAAUGGCGAGUUGGUCCUUAGUGAACAGAAUGUUGUUCUUGAGGAGGAAGAUGACAAGGUGAAGAGGUUGGCGCGCGCACUGGAUGUUGUUGAUGAUUUGGGCGUGUGGGCUGAGUGGUUGAGGUUGGAGGUUGGUAAGGAGGAGGAGAGGAAGAAGAGCGUUUAG